AAAAAAAAGCCGGGAAAAAAUAAACGAUCCGUAAUCUCUUGAAAAAUGACGGAAGUGGGACGAGAGCCCUCCCGGAAGUACGGCCUUGCCGAAGAGAUCUACGAGCGUUACAUGGACCAGCAGAAUCCCAACUACGAGAUAUGCCUCGGUUACGGAGACUCCUUGUCGAGAUGCGGCCGCGUGCGCGAGGCGAUUGACGUUUACGCCCAAUGCUUCAGGCUGGGCAGCGUGCCCUUGGAGAGCCUCAAGCACCUGGCCUCGGCACUCCUCGACAGCGUCCGAAGCGCGGCUGGACCGCGAAGACGCAGCGAAGCCUCCUUCGUCUGCCCGGCAUGCGAAGGCACCCUCUUCCAGCCGGUGACCGCAGGCUGCGGACACACCUACUGCAGGACCUGCUUCGAGCCGAACAAGGGCUGCAAGGUUUGCGGUCAGAAGCUCGGCGCCAUCGGCGAGACGAAUGUCCUGGUUCAGAGGCUCGUCGAGAAGUGGUGGCCUCGUGAAGCCGAGGCAAGCAGAGCCCGACACGAGGGCGACAAGCUCCUCAAGGAAGGCCAGGUCGCUCAGGCCCUGGAGCACUACGACCUAGCCGUUCAACUCGCCCCAAACAGCCCGCUACAUCUGACCAAUCGAGCCCACGCCCUGCAUUUGCUGAACAGGCCGCAAGCAUCGCUGACCGAUGCCGAUCACGCUGUUAGACUCAGACCUGACUGGGGCAAGGGUCAUUACAGACGGGGCGUGGCUCUCUCGUGCCUCGGAAGAUACGAGGAAGCAUUUUCCGCACUUUGUACCUGCGUUGCCAUCGACGGAAACCCUCAGCCAGUACGACAGGAACUCACCAGGCUCCUCCACCGGAUGUUGGCGCCAAGUUUGAGGCGACAGAACGUGAUAUCCUCGAGGGCUCCUUACCAUCUUGGCCAGGACAUAUCGGCCCGCAGUCAAAGGAACAAAAGGCACCAAAUGCUGCUUCCGCUGAUGAGUCCUAUUCAAAAUCACCAGAGGGAGGAAGCGUUGAACACUUCCGACUGUGAGGAUAACAGCAGCGGCGAGGAGGAAAUAACUCAGUCGAUAUGUCGAAGGCUAUUGUCCGCCUCCGAUUCUCCGGACAAUGGAAAACUCCAUGCGAUACUGGACAGGGUCUAUCAAGAAGUGAAAAAACUAAAAAUCGAUACGAGGCCGGCGGAAAUUCUACUACCACCCUUAACGGCAGCUGGUAGCGGGGGCGGCGAAUUUGACUGCAUCCUCUGCUGUCGGGUGCUUUGGAAACCGGUAACGACGCCCUGCGGCCACACCUACUGCUGGAUGUGCCUCGACAGGUGCCUCGAUUACUCCUCGGCCUGCCCUCUCUGCAUAACAUCCCUCGCCGACUAUUUGGCGAGCAGUCAAAAAACCGUCACAGACUUCGUCGAGAGGGCUCUGAAAAUCGUAACGCCCUGCGAGUACGCGGCAAGGGCGACGAAUGACAGGGCGGAAUUGGUCCAGGGGUUGGGUCCAGGCCUCGGAAGCGAGGAGAUCGCCGUCUUCAUAUGCACCACGGCUUUUCCAUGCGUCGCCUGUCCGCUAUUUGUCUACGAACCGAGGUACAGGCUGAUGGUUCGACGUUGUUUGGAAAGCGGUAUCGGCCAAUUCGGAAUCGCCGCUUGUCUGAACAGAGAUGCAACGGGCACCAAAAAGUACGCCGAGUACGGGACGAUGCUGGAAAUCAGGGAUCGCGUCCUGCUUAAGGAUGGCUGCAGCAUUUUGAGCACAACGGGAGGCAGAAGGUUCAGGGUACUUGGCGGGGGCGAAAAGGACGGAUACGACACUGCGCAGGUGGAAUUCCUGAGGGAUUCGUUCGUUCAGCCUGAUCAGCUGUCGGGUCUUCUUGAACUCCACGAUAAGGUUCGAUCGAAGGGUCGAAGGUGGUGGUCAACGGUCGCGCCUUCCCAGCAGGACGAGAUUCAGCGGGUAUUCGGGAGGAUGCCGGAAACGGAAGGGGACUGGCCCCGUCUUCCGGACGGGCCAUCCUGGACCUGGUGGCUCCUGGCGAUCCUGCCUCUGGGCCCCCAGCUCCAGGCCGGGAUCCUAGGAACGACGAGUCUCGAGAAGCGUUUGCGUGCCAUCGAGAAGACCCUCGACCACAUGGAACAGUGGCAAUUGACCGUCUCCGCUCAGCCAUCCGGUGAAGCAGAAGCACCCGCCAGCAUUUGCAGGGACGACGACGCCGUGAUGGACACCGUUUCCGUCGUCCAAGACUCUUAGGACUGCUUCGAAUCGGCCAAACAACAACAACAAACAAUAACAAGAGCCUGCAGCUGUACCCGUUCAUCUUUGGGGGAUUCAAGCGUCGCGGAAAUGCAUUUGAGGUGUACAAAAAAAAAAAAAAAAAAAAAAAAAAAUUACCACAACGGAACCCCUCGUGAUUUUUGCCAAUUAAUCGAUCA
Molecule: messenger RNA, 2420 nt
Organism: Diprion similis
Lineage: Eukaryota; Metazoa; Arthropoda; Insecta; Hymenoptera; Diprionidae
Product: LON peptidase N-terminal domain and RING finger protein 3
Exons: 9
Coding region: 46-2238 (730 amino acids)
Molecular function (GO): protein binding
Source: RefSeq, a predicted model, not a curated record